Messenger RNA from Eremomyces bilateralis CBS 781.70, 537 nucleotides. RefSeq lists its product as uncharacterized. The transcript has a single exon. The coding region runs from base 95 to 436 and encodes 113 amino acids. The record is from RefSeq and is a predicted model, not a curated record. Lineage: Eukaryota; Fungi; Ascomycota; Dothideomycetes; Eremomycetales; Eremomycetaceae.
AUUCCGAAGUCUCCAUCUAGAUAUCUAUUGUUAGUGACUCUCGCAGCACUAGUACACUCUAAACUUUCGACUGACUUGACUGAUAGCAACGAACAUGGAUAUCAUAAACCUCGUCGGACUCAUACUCACAGUUAUCGACCUCCUCAUCACUGUUGCCAACCUUGUCCAAAUACAUCGCCGAAAUGCCCUCGUUCGUUCGGUCGAUAGUGAGACUGUGAGGGUGGGAGACGGUCGCUUCCCCCAUCAGAUGCAAGUCGAGGCGUUCUUAUACUUCCUCAGCACAUACUCCAGUGGAAGUAACAAGAAAGAGAAUGAAGGAGAGAACCCCUCCACGAGUGAUGAUUGUGCGAGAGACUUCGAGCGGAUAGAGAAAUUAUUGGGUGACGCAGUGCUCACGAAGACUGAGAAGAUGACUGGUUGGGAGCAAGGCGAAUAGGACUCAAUGCUUAGCUGUGCAUGUAUUCAGCCAAUAUUCUAAUAUAAACCAUUCAAUAGUACAGUAAUAACGUGCUCGUUAUCUCGCGAGCUGUUGCUUAG